AUGACGGAGCAAAACGGGGCCCAUGAACUGCAGGCGGAGCUGGAUCGCAUGAACGCGGCCAUUGAGGAGUACGCCCUCCAGCUUGACACCAUCAACGGUGCGAUAGCGUCCAUUGAGAGCGAAAACCACGGCGACGAUGUUUCACGGCAAAUCGUCGAGUUUCAGACUGCCUGUGAACGCGACCCCGCGAGUAUUUCGGCUGAGGACGCGCUGGACACCAUCACACGUCUGGAAAACACACUCAAGAUCGCGAGGCGCCGGAACCAACUCCUCGCCAAGGAGAACGUUACGCAGCAAAAGCUGCUGGAUGAUCGCUCCAAGUUUUUGUUGAAGGAGACCAAUGCCUACGAGGCUUUGGUUGACAAGACGGGCUGGCACGAGCAGUACUCACUAAGCGAGGAGGAAGUGAUGCAGGCGGCAUCCGACGUCAAGGAGAUGUCACAACUUGAGGUGACCGUCAAGAACGAGUUGCGUGCCGCGCAUACAAUUAUCAAAAGGAAAGAAGCCUACCUACGGGGCCUCGAAGCGGAGCUUCAGAAGCGGGCGGACCUCGAUGCUGCCCUGAACGACGCCCACAACAACGUCCGUGUGAAGCAGCGCGAAUGUCGUGAGCUGGAACUCCGACUUGAAGAACUGCGCAAACGCAGCCAGAAGGACGACAUGGCUUUAACCCUGUUUGAAAACCAGAUGUCCAAUGUUUCCAUAGAAUACAUGGAGACUGACAAGUUAUUCUUAAAGGACGCUGUAGCGCAGAUGAAGGCGGUGUGCCGCGGCCAAGACAAUGUCACCCGGGCCCAACUUAAACGUCAGCAACAACUGCAUGCCCGCCUGGACACCAUUAUGCAGUCCCUGCGGGAAAUGAAGUUGGAGAAGGAAUAUCAACGCAACGUAUCCAAGUCUGCGUUGGUGCCUUCUGCCUCACGCGAGGAACCUGAAGACGUCUUAAGUAUUCUACCGAAGGACGAGACGAUUCCGAUUCACACUUACCGCCUCGUUUACAAAAACAAAGAGAUGCUCAACACCAACGUGGUACGCAAAAACAUGUUGGUGUUGGAGAAGGAGGGGGUGAUUCAGGCAAUGGAGGCAAGUCUCAUGAAGUACGCCAACGCGUUGAACAUGACAACAAAGCAGCUGGAGGACCUGAAGUUCAACAAGAGUCUCGAGAUGGGUGAACUCAUGGAUGAACUCCAACAACAGCACCAGAACUACUUGCAUCAGCUGGAAAAGAAAAUGCAAGAAAACAACCACCUUAAGAAGCUUUUGUACCGGACACCGCCCGCCCGUACAGGAAUCAAAGAUCAAUGA
This is a messenger RNA of Trypanosoma conorhini, 1305 nucleotides long. RefSeq lists its product as uncharacterized. The transcript has a single exon. NCBI's taxonomy places the organism in Eukaryota, Euglenozoa, Kinetoplastea, Trypanosomatida, Trypanosomatidae. The record is from RefSeq and is a predicted model, not a curated record. The coding region runs from base 1 to 1305 and encodes 434 amino acids.